Molecule: messenger RNA, 5007 nt
Organism: Epinephelus fuscoguttatus (brown-marbled grouper)
Lineage: Eukaryota; Metazoa; Chordata; Actinopteri; Perciformes; Serranidae
Gene: usp11
Product: ubiquitin specific peptidase 11
Exons: 21
Coding region: 127-3183 (1018 amino acids)
Biological process (GO): protein deubiquitination
Molecular function (GO): cysteine-type deubiquitinase activity
Source: RefSeq, a predicted model, not a curated record
CACAGCUCCGUGUAGCUUCCCCGUUUAUCGGUUGAUCAAUGCGGCGGCUGACUCCUGCCUCUCGUCUCCUGGCUCCAUUUAACAUUUCCGACAGUUCCGACAUUUAUGAGUGAUUGAUUGGGCAUCAUGACGGCCAACAGCCGCUGUUCCGCCGCGGAGCCUCCGGGCUUGGAGACCCAGCGGCGGGAGAUCGAGUCUCUCCUGCGGGAGUGUGAGCUCCGCGCCGGGGACAGUUGGUACGUGGUGGAGCGUCACUGGUAUGAACAGUGGAAGGAGUUUGUGGAGACCGGAGACCAGAACUCGUCGUCCUUCCCCGGUCAGAUCGACAACACUGAGCUGUUUGAGGAUCUGGACUCCUACCACCUGAAGGAGCGUCUGGUGGAGAAUGAAGAUUUUAUGCUGGUGCCGGCAGAGGCCUGGCACAAGCUGCUGGCCUGGUACGGCAUGGUGGACGGGCAGCCGCCGCUUGAACGCAAGGUGGUGGACCUUCCCAGCACUCUGAAGGUGGAGGUUUACCCCGUUGAGAUCUUCCUCUGUCUCCAUAGCAACAUGGAGAACGUCAUCACCGCACAGUUCAGCCGCACCGACAGCAUACACUCGAUCCAGAGGGCGAUGUGUGAGGCUUUCUCGGUGCCUCCGGGCUCCGAGUGUCGUCUGUGGAUGAAGAGUUCAGACAGCAGCUGCGAGCGUCUCAGGAAUGUUCACGUGAGCGUGUUGGACGCCUGUUUAAGCUCCGGGAUGACGGUGAUUAUGGAGACAAGAAAUGCCGACGGCACCUGGCCAAGCUCCAGACCUCAGAUCAUGAGGAACUCUGUGGAGGAGCAGGACUCGUACCGAGGACAGCCGGGAGUCUGUGGCCUCACCAACCUGGGCAACACCUGCUUCAUGAACUCUGCUCUACAGUGUUUGAGUAACACUCCUCCUCUGACGGAGUACUUCCUGCAGAGCUCCUACCUGGAGGAGCUGAACUUCACCAACCCUCUGGGCAUGAAGGGAGAGAUCGCUGAGGCCUACGCUGACGUCAUCAAACAGAUGUGGUCUGGGAGGCAUUACUCUGUGGUGCCGCGCGUCUUCAAGACGAAGGUGGGUCACUUUGCGUCUCAGUUUCUGGGCUACCAGCAACACGACAGUCAGGAGCUGCUGUCCUUCCUGCUGGACGGACUGCAUGAAGACCUCAACAGAGUCAAAAACAAAGAGUACAUCGAACUACGGGACGCUGAAGGACGACCAGACCAGGAAGUGGCUGAGGAGGCGUGGCGUAACCACCGCCGGCGGAACGACUCAGUGAUUGUUGACACAUUUCACGGCCUUUUCAAGUCCACGCUCGUCUGUCCGGAGUGCCACAAGGUCUCUGUGACCUUCGACCCCUUCUGCUACCUGAGCGUCCCACUUCCUGUCAGCAAGGAGCGCGUCAUGGAGAUCUUCUUUGUCUCUCUGGACCCGUACGCCAAACCUGCACAGCAUCGUGUUGUGGUUCCUAAAGCAGGAAAAGUUUCUGACCUCUGCUCUGCGCUGUCAGAGAUGACCAACGUACCUCCCGCACAGAUGGUGGUAGCUGAUGUGUUCAACCAUCGUUUUUAUAAGAUAUAUAACGCUGAUGAAUCUCUGAGCUGCAUACUGGACAGAGACGACAUCUUUGUGUAUGAGCUGAGUGUGCUGGAGGAGCAGCAGGAGGAGCAGGUGCUGCUGGCUCUCUACCUCAGAGAGCGCUCCCACUACAGAGACUACGGCUCAGGCAGCACCUCGUACGGCACGUCGCUGUUUGGACACCCGCUGCUGCUGAAUGUGCCGCGCAGCAGCUGCAGCCGGGAGGCGCUCUACAACCUGUUCCUGCAGAGGCUGGCACGCUACGUUCGACCUCCUGAUCCCUCUGAGGAGUUGGAGGAAGAGGAAGAGGAGGAAGAUGAGGAUGAAGAGGAGCUGUACAAGACUCAGACCAACGGCAUCAGUGACGAGGAGGAGCAGGAGGAGGUGGAGAAAGCCGGGCCCUCUCAGACAGAACCCUGCUGCGGUGAUUCCUCGGCAAACAGCCAGUUAGACAACACUGCUGCCGACGUCAACCACACACAGCCCUCACUGGACCACGGCGACGCAGAGACCAAUAACGGGCAACAGAACCAAACUGAGGCUGUCUGCAGCACCGACGCUAACAACGCCAACGACACCAACACUGAUGACGCUAAACGCUGUGAGGACUUGAGCAGGACCUCCGACACCAGCUCAGAACCACCAGCAGAGCAACUGCAGCCGCCCUGUGAGACCGCAGAAGAAGAAAAAGAAGAGGACAAGCAGGAGGAGGCGUGUUCCCCCAGCCCGCCAGCCAGUGAGCAGCCAGCGAAGAGGAAGGUGUGUCGUAAGAGGAGGAAGAGUUUGUUCACCAUCCAGGCGGUCAACUCAAAUGGGACGACUGAGAGAGGGAUGGGAGAGGGAGGGAGCGCUGUGUCCUUCAGCUCUCAGCCUUAUGUGGCCAUCGACUGGGACCCUGACAUGAAGAAGAGAUUCUACAAUGAAAAUGAAGCUGAGAAGUAUGUGAAGCACGCCAGUAUGGAGGUUCCUCAGCAGCAGACGACAGUUGAGCUGCAGGAGUGCAUCGAGCUGUUCACCACUGUGGAAACACUGGAGGAGGAGAACCCAUGGUACUGUCCGGUGUGUAAGAAGCACCAGCUGGCCACUAAGAAGCUGGACCUGUGGUCUCUGCCGGAGGUUCUCAUCAUCCACCUCAAGAGGUUCUCCUACACCAAGUUCACCAGAGAGAAACUGGACAGCAUCGUGGACUUCCCCCUCAGAGACCUGGAUUUCUCCGGCUGCCUCCUGAGGAAAAGCCUGUCCAAUGGGGAGCCUCCGAGCCGUUAUGACCUCAUCGCUGUGUCCAAUCAUUAUGGAGGACUCAGAGACGGACAUUACACCAGCUACGCGCGGAACAAAGAUAACGGUCAGUGGUAUUACUUUGACGACAGCAAGGUGACGUACGCCAGAGAGGACCAAAUCGUGACCAACGCUGCCUACGUCUUGUUCUACCAUCGACAAGACAAGAUCAGAAUACCCACUCUGCCCGCCCCCAACACAAGCCCCGCCUCCUCCACCCAGCCCGCCAACGACAUCACUUCCUGCAAAGACGAUGACGCGGAACUGGGCGGUGCUGCCGCUGCUGCCACCUCCUAUGUCACCAUGGAAACAGAAUAAAUGAACUGUCAAGAUUUUUAGUUUAAUUCUACUUUUCAGUAAUUCUCUUUUCUUCAUCGGAACAACAGGCCUCUUUUAGUUUUUUCUUAUUUUCCAGCAACACUUGAACUUUGUCUGAAAACUUGUUUUAUCCCCGAGUGAGAAAACAACAGCAGCACGGCUGCAGGCUGCGUCUCAAACCUCCUCAGCUCUUAUUCUCUGUCAACAUGUCACUGUCUGUUCGGUCGUUAACGUGGCCACUUGUUACUCAGGUAGUUUGAAGGUGAUCUGGAGGUCACGUUCAGACUGUUGGUCUGAGCCGAAACAACACUUUGAAUUCAUAAUUCCAGUUCGGAGGAAACAUUUAAUCUUUACUGAUCGAUCAGAAGUCACGUGCUGUUUGAUUAUGAAGCCUGGAGUGAGCUGCAGAAUAAUUACAGCCUUUUACUGUGUUUAAAUAGAAUCAAUAGUUUGUCAAAAAAAAUAUUUAUGUCCUUUUUCUGUCUUUAAAUGAUGAAUCAAUAAUUAGCUUUUAAAAUGGAACCACAGAAAUUUAUUGGGGAAAGGUUUUUAAAUUUGAGUUUUCAUGCACUUAACAUAUUCCAUCUAACAGAUCAUUUGCUUUAAUAUUUACAGUUUCCCUUUAGUGAUAGCUUUAAUUUGUCGUCAAAGUGCUUAAAUUAAAAUUUAAAAAAAAUAAAAAUUUUCAUUUUAAGGUGGCAAACUGCUCACACGUCUUGUUAAGGCCUUUUAAAAUGUAAUUUUAUUUAGAAUUUUAUUUUACUCAGUUUUAAAUUAAAUUACUAAUUUGUCAUUUAAAGACAAAAUAAUUAAAAAAUGCUUGAGUUUGAGAAUCCACAAUUUAAAUCCAUUCAUAAAACGUGAAUAAAAAACAUAAUUAAUUUAGUUUUUUCUUAACUGAUACAUUUUUAAAUUUGAGUAAUGUUAAACAGUAAAAGUUAGUAAUUAUUCAGGCGCUCACACCAGGGUCCAUAUUUGAUUAGAAUUCAUUGAAUAUUUAAAGCUGAAAGGACGGCAGUGUCUCUGGCGAGUUCCUGUUUAUUUUUGCUUGCGAAAUUUUUGGUUCAUUUGGCAAAAACAGUCCUAAAAUUUAUCAGUUAUUCUUUUGCUUCUGCAAUACAAGAUCCAGAUCCAGAAACACUUAAUUUUACAAGUUAAAGCUAUUAAAUAUUAAAAUAAAGUCGUUACAUAUUUUAAAUUAACUUGAACUGUCUGCAGACAAAAUGAAAAACUCGACGGUUUAUUUUACUCAAUAGAACCUCAUUACAGUGGCCCGCAGCGCAGCGUGAAGGGGAUUGUGGGUAAUCAGGAGUGUGUUUAUAGCAGAGAAACAGAUAAUUUAAUAUUGAACAAAGCUGCCAGGGAUGAGAAAUUAAUUUGUCUUUGUAUAUUUUGGUUGUUUCCUUCUGGUAUUUAUUUUUGUAAUGGAAUAAUUCCAGCUGUCACAUGACUACAGUUUGUUUUUGAUUAUUUGAUUUCAACUGAUGAUCCGACUGGUGCAGGACAUUGAGAUGCUUAUUUUUCAUAUUUAUAGAUACAAUUUGUAUUCAGGCAUAAAAUUAUUUGACAGAAGGACGGACGCAGGUGAGGUUUCCUCCUCGAGGUCAGAGCGAGCUCUCACUGAUUUUAACCCGGCUCUGUGUACAGUAUUUUUGUAUUGUAAGAAAUGUAUUAUUAUUAUUAUUAUUAUUAUCAUUCCUGGGUCGAGCAGGAGGGCAGCUGGGGCUGAUUUCUUUCUUUGGUCUUCCUGUCAAAUAUCAGAUGAAAAUAUUUUAUUGUACUUUCAAUCUUUUGAUAUGAAUAAAAGGAUGAUUAUUAUCACGA